AUGCAGACGAGUCCGCCGCUCUGGGAAGCCUCGGUCGGUGAAAUGGGCGCAGGCUCCAGGACGCCAGUUUGCCCGUCGGUGGCCUCAAGGACAGAAGAGCCCCACCCAGUCGACAACCAGACAGACAAGUCGUGUUCUCCUCCUCCUCCUCUCCCUUCAUCGCCAACUGGUACGUGGGCACCUGAGGCGCGUCGGCAGGAUGCAAAUACUGCAGCAAUUGCCUCUGCUGCUGCAUCCAUUCAUCCGUCAACCAGUCGGGCCAGGCUCGGCAGACGGACGGGCUCCUCUCUGCCUAGGAGCUCUACACAUCGGGCAGCUUAG
This is a messenger RNA of Protopolystoma xenopodis, 321 nucleotides long. NCBI's taxonomy places the organism in Eukaryota, Metazoa, Platyhelminthes, Monogenea, Polystomatidea, Polystomatidae. The record is from the annotation of a GenBank genome assembly.